Messenger RNA from Podarcis raffonei (Aeolian wall lizard), 2031 nucleotides. RefSeq names its product mitochondrial fission regulator 1 like (gene MTFR1L). Lineage: Eukaryota; Metazoa; Chordata; Lepidosauria; Squamata; Lacertidae. The record is from RefSeq and is a predicted model, not a curated record. Gene Ontology annotation, biological process: mitochondrial fission; aerobic respiration. The transcript has 9 exons. Gene Ontology annotation, cellular component: mitochondrion. The coding region runs from base 888 to 1748 and encodes 286 amino acids.
GAGGGGUGGGCUCCGCCGCCGCCGCAGCUGUUUCCGAGCGGAAGGGCGACGCGGGGUUGCUGGGAAGCGGCGGCUUCGCCUCGCGGCGUUUCUUUUCUCUCCCCCCACUCCUCACUCGGCGCCGCCGCCUGUUUUUUUCCGAAGGCGGGUCGCCCCUGCUCACCCCGAAGCGACACAAAGCCCCCCCUGCGAGGGGGGCGAGGAACGGCCUGCAGGCCGAGGGAAGGGCCAUACCUCAUAUGGACACAGAGCAGAGGCCCAAAAGCAUCCAGACAGGUUUAAGAAGGUGGAAGUGGGCCAUUCAGACAGUUCUGUGGGCUAUACAGUUGGGCCCAUUCCUCCUUCAAUAGACAAGGUUGGAGAGCACUUCAGGCAUACAAGUCGAGAAUCCUUACACACACAAAGAGAGAAACACCCCCUCCUUCCCCAUUCACCAGUGUAAAGUGAGCGAAAUCUGCAGGCUCCUGUGCAGACAGUGCCUUCACUCAACAUAAACAGCAUGUGAGCUGGGGGUAGAUAAGCAACAACUCCACUUAACGCCUCUGGCUGAGUGACUUGCCAAAGAGCCCAUCGCUGUCAUGCAUGGUUAUCCUUGGUUGGCUGAGUUGUGAUAUCAUUAGCCGUGUGUCUGUUGACCUUGUCUCAGAGCAGAGGAGGCUGCUGAAGGCUCAGCUUUCUAUCACUUUUAUCAGACCUGUUGCUGCUGAGGAAGAAAUUUUGGUGGCUUUUUUCUUCUGAAGAAUGUAACAAACAUAAGAGGAAACUAGAAAGUCAUUGGUUAGCACACUGGGAGAUCUUAUUGAUGCAGGGUGGAAUACUAUGAAGCUAGUGCACAAUCUGGAGCUGCAGUUUUGACCUUUGACUUACUUGUUCCUGUUUGGUCAGAGAUGGAAGCAGAUUCAACUGUCCCAAUUUGGCAGAACAAACCUUAUGGCUCGGCACGCAGCUUUGUGAGAAAGAUUGGGACAAACCUUCCUUUGAAGCCGUGUCCUAGAGCAUGCUUCCAGGAAUUACCUAAUGUAUCAGAUCUUUAUUUAAAUGACACGCCCCCUGUCCCCACUCUGGCAGACGUAGCAUGGAUAGCUUCAGAUGACGAAGAAACAUAUGCUAGAGUCAGGACAGACACUCGUCCACUAAAGCACAAAUGGAAGCCCACGCCACUUUUUGUUAUUCAGCGGAAUGCCUCUGUCCCAAAUUUGAGAAAGCAAGAAGAAAAGCUGCUGGCUUUGAAGAAACCAGGUUUACCCGCUUUGAGUCGGACAACAGAACUCCAAGAUGAACUGAGCCACCUGCGUAGUCAGAUUGCUAAGAUUGUAUCAGCAGAGUCAGCUUCCACUUCAUUAACACCUGAUUUAUUAUCACCAGGAAGUUCAAAUGUCUCUUCUCCCUUACCUUGUUUUGGAUCCUCAUUCCAGUCUACAACUUCCUUUGUCAUUAGUGACAUUACAGAGGAGGAGGCAGAAUUAGAAAGCCCAGAGCUUCCAUCUGUUUCCAUGCUUUGUUCUGCAACCUCUGAAUGUUGUAAAGCAGACCCAAAGGAUUCCGACGACGAAGAUUCGGUGUCCCUGUCCAAGGCCAGCAGUUUUGCCGAUAUGAUGGGCAUUCUUAAAGACAUUCAUAGGAUGAAACAGAACAAAGACUUGAACAGAACUUUACUGAAAGAGGAGGAUCCUGCAGUUCUUAUAGCAGAGGUUUUAAGAAGAAAGUUUGCCUUGAAGGAUGAAGAUGUAAACAUGAAGAAGAACUAAAAUUAUGCUCACUGGUUACCUUGUAAAGUAAAUUAUCGUUCUCCUAAGAUCUUUCUCCACAGUGGCUGCCUUCCUUGAACAUCAAAAGUCCUUUAGGGAUUAGGUUUCUACUCUGUAUGUGCGUGUGUUGGAGGGAGGAAUAAUUCCUACCCAAGCAGAACUGUGAAUUUGCUGUUUUCCACACAGCCAAGAGAGACUUAAAAAAGGUAAAUGGUUUUCCACAUUUUGAACUGAAGCAUUGUUAGCAAAGUAGCGAGAUGAAUUAAAAAGGAUCUAUUCAUAA